Dromaius novaehollandiae (emu) is the source of this 3141-nucleotide messenger RNA. It is a transcript of the gene RABGGTB, whose product is annotated as Rab geranylgeranyltransferase subunit beta. Lineage: Eukaryota; Metazoa; Chordata; Aves; Casuariiformes; Dromaiidae. Gene Ontology annotation, biological process: protein geranylgeranylation. Gene Ontology annotation, molecular function: Rab geranylgeranyltransferase activity. The coding region runs from base 124 to 1119 and encodes 331 amino acids. The transcript is spliced from 9 exons. Gene Ontology annotation, cellular component: Rab-protein geranylgeranyltransferase complex. The record is from RefSeq and is a predicted model, not a curated record.
GGGUCGGGCGCGGGGCGCGGGGCGCGGGGCGGGCGGCGCGCGGGCAGCUAUGGCGGGGCUUGGCGGCCGCUCCUUGUUGCCCCGCCCCGCCGCUCGGCGCUCUUUCCGGCGGAGACGGCGAACAUGGGGACACCACAAAAGGAUGUUAUAAUAAAACCUGAUGCUCCAAGCACGCUACUUUUGGAGAAACAUGCGGACUAUAUAGCUGCUUAUGGAACAAAGAAAGAUGAUUACGAGUACUGUAUGUCGGAGUAUUUGAGGAUGAGUGGUGUUUACUGGGGGCUGACAGUAAUGGAUCUCAUGGGACAACUGCACCGAAUGAACAAAGACGAAAUUCUGGCAUUCAUCAAAUCAUGUCAACAUGAAUGUGGUGGUAUAAGCGCCAGCAUAGGUCAUGAUCCUCAUCUUCUGUAUACCCUCAGUGCUGUUCAGAUUCUUAUCUUGUAUGAUAGUCUCCAUGUUGUUGAUGUUAAUAAAAUUGUUGAAUAUAUACAGAGCUUGCAAAAAGAAGAUGGAUCAUUUGCUGGAGACAAAUGGGGAGAAAUAGAUACAAGGUUCUCCUUCUGUGCUGCAGCAACUCUUGCACUUCUGGGAAAACUGGAUGCUAUUGAUGUGGGGAAAGCAGUAGAAUUCGUUUUGUCCUGUAUGAACUUUGAUGGAGGAUUUGGUUGUAGGCCAGGUUCUGAAUCGCAUGCAGGACAGAUCUAUUGUUGCACAGGAUUUCUGGCCAUAACCGACCAGUUGCAUCAAAUAAAUGUUGACUUGCUGGGCUGGUGGCUUUGUGAACGACAGUUACCUUCUGGAGGUCUCAACGGACGACCCGAGAAGUUACCUGAUGUAUGUUAUUCAUGGUGGGUGCUAGCAUCUCUGAAAAUGAUUGGUAGAUUGCAUUGGAUUGACAGAGAGAAAUUGCGCUGCUUUAUUUUGGCUUGCCAAGAUGAGGAGACUGGAGGAUUUGCUGACAGACCAGGAGAUAUGGUGGAUCCAUUUCACACCCUAUUUGGAAUUGCUGGACUCUCUUUAUUAGGAGAAGAGCAAAUUAAGGCCGUGAAUCCUGUGUUUUGUAUGCCAGAAGAUGUCCUUCAAAGAAUAAAUGUACAGCCUGAGCUUGUGAGCUAAGCCUUGUAGAGGCAAAAGAUUGAUAUGCCCAGUCGCUUUGGUUUUACUGAUCGGAAGUCAUCCCUGAAACUGUUAGCAUAUUCUUCUUUUCAAUAUGUUUACAUUACUGUGGUAAAGCAACUGCUUUACUGUGAGCUUUGUCACUUUGUAAAUUGUGGCAGAACAGGCUUGUUCUAAUAAUCUGAGUGUAACAUGUUCUUAGGUUGUAUAUAAAAGAUGUAGAAACCUUUUCUGUAUCUAAAUAUAUGGGCUUUUGGAAUUUUUUUCGACUAUUCAAGUAAGUUGCAGUGAUAGUAUGAAUGUCUUAAUUUCUGUAUUCCUGUGAUAUCAACCAUAGUAGCAUCUGUCUUUAUACAAGCAUGAUUUGAUGGUGGAUCACACAAAGCACUUUAAAAGAACACGAAAAAAUCCUACUUAAGCCACUGCAUUUAAUGUCACACGGUUGUGUAUUUAAUUCUUCCUGUUUGCCAUCAUGUUUAUAUAAUAAGAUGCAAACUUUUUCUUCUGAUAGUAGCUGAUACCAGUCAAAACAAGAGUUAUGGUUCCCAUUAAGUAUACAAAUAUGUUGUUAUUUAUUGAUAAAGUAUCAUUGAUACUUGAAAUGGAACGUACCUUGAAUAUAUAUAGUGAAACUUGCUAACACUAUGCAUUCUGGAGAUCUUUCUCUAUAGGACAAUGAUUUAUUGCUGAAUACAGUGUUGAUUCUCAAUUUGUUGCUGGGUUGAAAACCUGCUGCCAUAGCUUUUAAGAAAAUAACCGCCGGCAUUUCAUUAUGAUGUAAUUGAGAAUAAAACUAGCCAUGGAAAAUACUUGUUUUCUGAAGGAUGAAGUCCUCUUUCUAUUCACUGGAGCCCUAAAAGUGCCUCUUAUUUUAUAUCCCACACAUUCUGACAGAGCACUAAAUGGUAUUCCAGCUGAAAUACACAGUGAAAGGUGUAAUUGCAGAGAAGUCUUUAAUAAUCUCUAUGCUUAAAGAAGGUCUAUAGUUUUUCAAAAACAGUUUUUAAAGGAGACUAGAUAUUCUUAUUCAAUCUAUUCAUGCCACUAGAGGAUAGGAUAGAACUGGACAAUUUAAUUUUUUGGUGGACUUUGUAGCAAGUUUCAAAGAGAGCACAUAUUUGAAUACUCAAACAACUCUAACAAAUUUCUUAAACCUUAAUUUCUCUAAAGGCUUUCUGAUGGGGUCAAAAAACUAUUAACUGUCCAGGUGCCUGAUGCGUUGUUUGGUGAAGGCCUGGCAGAAGUAAUUCCUUUUUCCAAGACUUUUAAAAAGUUACGGUAGGCUUUGUGUUGAGUGGGGAGAAAGAGAGCACUGUUCAAGUUUUCUAUAUCUGUAAAGUUACACAGAAGCUUUAAUUUUUUUUUCUCUCAUUCCAGGUUACCUUUUCAAGUGCCACUUUUUUUUUUGUCAAAGGAAUUGCUGUUCAGUACUUAGGAAUUUGCCAUCUUUUUCUAUGUAACAAAGUUCUCUUGAGAAUUUCUAGUCUAGAUGAAGACAUCCUGGGAAUUAAUACAUGGGUGAUACUGUAGGACAGCAUAGAAUACUAUAGGUUAAAAUCAUGUUAAUAUUACUGGAGUGUUUUUCUCAAGACAAUUUGGUCAAAUUUUUUUCGUAAAUCAGCUGUGGUUUUUAAGAUGUGUUUAUAAGAUCACUAGUUAAAAGAGUGGAUCACUAGUUAAAAGAGUGGAUGGGUAUACAAACUAGUAACUUCAAUUUUUUUUUCAUUUUUAACAUUUUUUCUUAAAAAAGAAACUAGAAAGUAAGAUGGUGUCAUUUUUUUACACAAAUUAAAUCAUAAUCUUUAUUAAAUAUACUGUGAAAAAAAUUGUUUCCCCAACAUGCAGAUGUUAGAGGACUUAGUUCAUUUUGGUGCAGAAUGCAUUGCUGUCAUCUACCUCUAUUUUGUUAAAUGUGUUUCUUGGUAAGAUUCUUAGUGUACAUACUUAACAUAAUUGCAGUUAUUAAUCUUUUGUUCUAGGUCUUCAGUUAAAGGUCCUUUAUUAAAGGCUUUCACGAAUUUA